AUGCACCAAAAUGAACAGACCCGGGACUCCAUAACAAAAUCAACCCGACGACGAAGUCUCAAAACACUCUUUCAACUCCCUCUUUCAUCCAGAUCUCCCGAUUUCAUUUCUGCAUCAACUGCAGAAGCUGUUGGCUCGAUUCCAGCGGACAUUGUCCGUGAAAUCGUCGACCUUCUGACUCCUGCAGAUGUCCUCAACAUGAGCCUUACAUCAAAGCAUCUGCGGUCGAUGUUGUUGCCAGCUCUUUAUGAUACAGUCAUCCUCAAGUCCAGCAGAACAUGCAAAAUAACGCUGUCGAUGCUGGCCCAGCAAAGACACCUUUGCGGGCUCAUCCGGAAGCUUGCCGUCCGCCCCAACUACUACCUGUCGUGGCCAAGGCCCGAUGAACCUCUUGACGAGCGUUGGGUUGUGGAUAUGAUCAAAGAGAUUGCGGAUGGUCUGACCUCGAUGCACACUUUUGACUGGGAUGGGUUGGAGCUGCCCAAGGACUGUCUCUGGGAUUCACUGCGACUACGUUGCCCCCAACUCAAGAGCGUCUUCUCCAACGUCGGGCACUGGGCUCUGAACCCCAAUAGUAGCCUCUUCAAAUUCCGAGGCCUCACCAGCUUCUCACUCAUCAUUCGGCACGGAUUGGGAGGGUCAGAACUAUUUCCGGUUCCAGAAGAUCUCCCUCCCCAGUUCUGGGACAUGCUCGUGAACCAUUGCCCCGACCUCCAAGAACUCGCGAUCUGCAGCUUCUCCUCCUCCUCCCGCGUGUUCGAUUUCGAGCGCAUCGCAGAGGGCCACUGGCCGCGCCUGCACACACUCACACUCGGUUCUUUCGGCUACCAAAGCGACUUUUCACUCGGGCCCCAUUCUCUGAUCAAUGAGAAUGCAUUAUCAAAGUUUUUGGAAACGCACCGCGAAUUGAAGUAUAUCCGAUUCUUGUGGAAUUUUAAGCGCUGGAUGUCCCCGGAUGAGAUACCCAUGCCUAUUGCCCCGACUGCACUUCCUGCGCUGGACACGUUUAUAGGGGUGUAUCAGCAGCUAGCGGAACUGCCUCAUCCCGAAAAGGUGGAGACGCUGGAUUUGACCUGCGAGCCUAUCUAUGAAACGAGGCUUGACGCUGUGUGUCCACUUUUGAGCAAGCUGACGGCCCUCACGUCGUUGGAUAUCUGGACACACGUGUUUGAUCCCCACCGCGACCAUACACCGUUCUUCACUGCUAUUCUUGCUGCUUGCCCGAAUCUCACGGAUUUCCAUUUCAUGUGUACCACCUCUUUUACAGUUAAACCACUGAAACAGCUCCUUGCCCAACUCUACCGCCUCCCCUCUCUAAAACGCUUCUCUCUAACAAAAGGCCACAAAUACCUAGACGAGAGCAUGCUCUCCACAGCCAUGCGGAUCCUGAAACACACCCCGGCCUUGAGGCAAGUGAACAUCCGCUGGGCACGUGAGCAGUGUCCGAACCAUUUGAAGCAAGAGGGGUCGUAUGAUGUUGUGCUUGGGAGGGACGCGCGCCCAGAGUCGGUGGCGGUGGUUGAGAGGGGGAUACCAUUGGUUGGAAGGCCGUUUUGUAGGCGGUUUAAGGUCGGGAUUGGUUUUGGGAAGUACAAUGAGCCCGAGGAGCGGAGGGAGGGGAAGGGGAAGAGGACGAGUUGGGUUGGAGGUGCUUCGUUUGGGGUUGGGUUCAAGGCGAAGAGUUUUGGCGAGAAUCGGACUGUGGAUUCCGCGGAUGGUCCUCCUGCGGUGGAAGCGACGGCUUUCGAUGCGAUAUCGAGUGCUGAUUCGAUACCUGGAUCUCCUGAUACCUCUGCGUCUUCUGGAUCUUCUUGGUCUUCGGCUUUGUCGUCGGGAACUCUGUGA
This is a messenger RNA of Laccaria bicolor S238N-H82, 1845 nucleotides long. RefSeq lists its product as uncharacterized. The transcript is spliced from 5 exons. Gene Ontology annotation, molecular function: protein binding. The record is from RefSeq and is a predicted model, not a curated record. The coding region runs from base 1 to 1845 and encodes 614 amino acids. Lineage: Eukaryota; Fungi; Basidiomycota; Agaricomycetes; Agaricales; Hydnangiaceae.